AAGUAUCGCGCGAAGAGGGAGUGAGCUUAGCUCUUAGAAGUCGCUAUGGUGACAGGGAGGUCCGCUGCUUCUUGGUAACUGGUCCCAGUUCUGUGAGAAAGAUCGACCCCGUUUUCCUGGAACUUAAGUGUGUGCGACGUGGAGCAUCGGUUUUUUCUCGCCUCACUGGGCGCUCUGGACGUUGCUUUUGGGAUGCGAAGGAGGAAGCCCUGAAUUUGGAGGGAGCAGAGGGGCAACACGGAGGAGAGAUCUGGAUUGUGAAUACAGUCAGGUGGCAUUUAAAAAAUUUUGCUGGAAGGUGGAGACAUGAGACUGAAGAUAUCUCUUUUAAAAGAACCAAAGCAUCAAGAAUUAGUAAGCUGUGUCGGCUGGACUACUGCUGAAGAACUGUAUUCAUGUAGUGAUGAUCACCAGAUAGUGAAGUGGAACUUGUUAACUGGUGAAACAAGUCAAAUAGUAAAGCUGCCUGAUGAUAUUUACCCAAUAGACCUUCACUGGUUUCCAAAAAGUUUAGGCAUAAAGAAACAAACUCAAGCAGAAAUCUUUGUCCUCACAAGUUCUGAUGGCAAAUUUCAUCUGAUUUCUAAGUUAGGAAGAGUGGAAAAAAGUGUGGAAGCUCACUGUGGAGCAGUGCUUGCAGGACGAUGGAAUUAUGAAGGAACAGCAUUAGUUACAGUUGGAGAAGAUGGACAAAUAAAAAUAUGGUCAAAGACUGGAAUGCUAAGAUCGACUUUAGCUCAUCAAGGAACACCAGUGUAUUCGGUAGCAUGGGGCCCUGAUUCAGAAAAGGUUCUUUACACAGCAGGCAAGCAGCUGAUCAUUAAACCACUUCAACCAAAUGCUAAAAUUUUACAGUGGAAAGCUCAUGAUGGCAUUAUUUUAAAAGUAGAUUGGAACUCUGUCAAUGAUUUGAUUUUAUCUGCUGGCGAAGACUGUAAAUAUAAGGUAUGGGAUAGUUACGGCCGCCCUCUCUACAGUUCUCAACCUCAUGAGCAUCCUAUUACCUCAGUAGCCUGGGCUCCAGAUGGAGAAUUAUUUGCUGUUGGAUCAUUUCAUACUUUACGCUUGUGCGAUAAAACUGGGUGGUCAUAUGCUUUAGAAAAGCCCAACACUGGUAGCAUAUUUAAUAUUGCGUGGUCAAUUGAUGGUACCCAGAUUGCUGGAGCCUGUGGAAAUGGACAUGUUGUUUUGGCACAUGUGGUGGAACAACGCUGGGAGUGGAAGAAUUUUCAAGUAACAUUAACUAAAAGAAGGACCAUGCAGGUUCGUAACGUUCUUAAUGAUGCAGUGGAUUUACUGGAAUUCCGUGAUCGAGUCAUUAAAGCCUCUUUGAACUAUGCACACUUAGUUGUUUCAACAUCUCUUCAGUGUUAUGUGUUCUCUACGAAGAACUGGAAUACACCACUUAUAUUUGAUCUCAAGGAAGGAACUGUUAGUUUAAUUCUGCAAGCAGAAAGACAUUUUCUUCUUGUAGAUGGUGGUGGUAUCUAUUUAUAUUCUUAUGAAGGGCGCUUCCUUUCCUCUCCAAAAUUUCCUGGAAUGAGAACAGAUAUUCUAAAUGCACAGACUGUCUCUCUGAGUAAUGAUACCAUAGCAAUAAAAGACAAAGCUGAUGAAAAAAUAAUCUUCCUCUUUGAGGCAUCAACUGGAAAACCAAUGGGAGACGGGAAGUUUCUUUCUCAUAAGAAUGAAGUUUUGGAAAUUGCUCUGGAUCAAAAGGGACUCACCAAUGAUAGAAAAAUUGCUUUCAUUGAUAAAAAUAGAGAUCUCUAUAUCACUUCAGUGAAACGAUUUGGGAAGGAAGAACAGAUUGUCAAACUUGGAACAAUGGUGCAUACUUUGGCGUGGAGUGAUACGUGCAAUAUCCUUUGUGGACUUCAAGAUACUCGAUUUACAGUCUGGUAUUACCCCAAUACGGUUUAUGUGGACAGAGACAUUUUGCCUAAAACAUUAUACGAAAGGGAUGCAAGUGAAUUUAGUAAAAACCCCCAUAUUGUGAGUUUUGUUGGAAAUCAAGUAACUAUAAGAAGAGCUGAUGGCUCUCUGGUUCACAUCAGCAUAUCACCAUAUCCUGCUAUUCUCCACGAAUAUGUAAGCAGUUCAAAAUGGGAAGAUGCUGUAAGACUUUGUCGUUUUGUUAAGGAGCAAACCAUGUGGGCUUGUCUAGCUGCUAUGGCAGUUGCUAAUCGAGAUAUGACUACUGCAGAAAUAGCCUACGCAGCAAUCGGUGAAAUUGAUAAAGUUCAAUAUAUCAAUUCUAUAAAAAAUCUUCCAUCUAAAGAAUCAAAAAUGGCCCACAUAUUAAUGUUUAGUGGGAACAUACAGGAGGCUGAAACUGUUCUUCUUCAGGCUGGCCUUGUUUAUCAAGCAAUUCAGAUCAAUAUUAAUCUCUACAACUGGGAAAGGGCCCUCGAAUUGGCUGUAAAAUACAAAACACAUGUUGACACCGUUCUUGCUUACCGUCAAAAAUUUUUGGAGACAUUUGGUAAACAGGAAACUAAUAAACGAUACCUGCAGUAUGCAGAAGGUCUCCAAAUAGACUGGGAGAAAAUCAAAGCCAAAAUUGAGAUGGAAAUUACUAAAGAGCGAGAGCGGUCAUCUGGCAGCCAGCCCACCAAGAGUACUGGUCUAAAGCACUAAAUGUCAUGAUUACCUUUAAGAAGUCUUACCUUUUGAAACUAAUUCUGAUUAAUCAAGGAUAAGCAUGUUUUCAUUGCUAAAGAAAAAGGCAGAAUCUCCAAGUAUAAGCACUUGCUGUGUAUUUAAUACCAAAAGUACAUCAGAAAGACUGAGCACAAAAUAAUUGAUGUAAUUUCAUCUUUUAUCUUUUUAGUCCAAUAAUUAACAAAUAUUCCUAUAUACUUAUGAUACAUCCAUGUCGUAUUGCUUACAUCCCAGUUUUCUGUCCAUUAUUUUAUCCCUGAAUCUUCAGUAUGAACAAAUAUUAAUGCUAAUAAUAAAACACUGGACUCUUUAAAAUGUAUGUUAUCAUUCAUUUCUAUUUGAGCUCUACAUUGUAAAAUGCUCCAAAAGUUUAUUUACACAACAAAAAAAAUGAAGAUUGAUUUAUGAAAAUAUAUAAUAAUAUGUAUACUUGUAUAUGUUCAUAGCAACAUUAUUCACAAAAGCAAAGUGGUGGGCAAAAAAAGAUAUACAUCAGCAGAUGAAUGGAUAAACAAAAUGUGGUGUAUACACAAAGUGGGGUAUUAUACAGCCUUUGAAAAGAAUGAAAUUCUGAACAUGGAUGAAUCUUGAAAAUACUGUGCUAAGUGAAAGAAGUCAGACACAACAGGUCAAAUAUUGUAGAAUCCCACUUACAUGAGGUAUAAAAAUAGACAAGUUCAUUGAGACAGAAAGGAGAACAGUAGUUGCCAGGGACUGUUGGGAGGGAAAAUUGAGGAGCUAUUGUUUCAUAAGUUCAAAAUUCCUGUCUGGCUUGAAUGAGUUCUGGAAAGUGAUAGUCAUGAUGGUUGCCCAACGUUAUGAAUGUAUUUAAUGCCAAAAUGGUAAAUUUUGUUAUAUCUAUUUUAUCAUAACUAUAGAAAUAUAUCUAGAACAGGCAAGAAAUACUUUUCUCAUUCCUCUUCUGACUUGAGAAUGUUUAGGCAUUAGACUCUGGAGUCUGAAUUUGUGAAAAUCUCCUUGAAUUAUCAACCCAUUUGACUAGCUUUCAUUCAGUAUGUCCCCAAAUUAUUAUUACCACAAAAGCUUUUUAACAUAGCACAAAUAAUCCUUAGAAAUUCUUCCAUGAAACCAUUUUUGGAAAUGGUACAUUAUAGAGUGGGCGUGUGCAUAUACAUGGGAAAGUGAUGCCCUCUCUCACCCUCAUUUUAAUGAAUAUGUUUAGUUUUUUUUAAUGAAAAUGUUCCUGUCUUUUCAACAUAUUUCUUUUCCUUGCUGAAAUGUUGUAAUGUUCUGUUCAUCCAGAUGCUGGGUACAAUGGUGUGUUCAAUUUGUGAAAUAUGACUGAGUGGCUUACUUGUAAAUUAUACAUUUAUUUUGUUUUCUUAUAUUACAAUAAAAAGUUUAAAAAGAAA
Messenger RNA from Cervus elaphus (red deer), 4037 nucleotides. It is a transcript of the gene IFT80, whose product is annotated as intraflagellar transport 80. Gene Ontology annotation, cellular component: intraciliary transport particle B; centrosome; cilium. The record is from RefSeq and is a predicted model, not a curated record. Gene Ontology annotation, biological process: cilium assembly. Gene Ontology annotation, molecular function: protein binding. The coding region runs from base 307 to 2640 and encodes 777 amino acids. NCBI's taxonomy places the organism in Eukaryota, Metazoa, Chordata, Mammalia, Artiodactyla, Cervidae. The transcript is spliced from 21 exons.